Cryptomeria japonica (Japanese cedar) is the source of this 1041-nucleotide messenger RNA. Its product is annotated as pentatricopeptide repeat-containing protein At5g39710-like. Gene Ontology annotation, molecular function: protein binding. The transcript has a single exon. NCBI's taxonomy places the organism in Eukaryota, Viridiplantae, Streptophyta, Pinopsida, Cupressales, Cupressaceae. Bases 1 to 1041 code for a protein of 346 amino acids. The record is from RefSeq and is a predicted model, not a curated record.
AUGAAAAAGAAGGGUUUAACUCCUGAUAAAGUGACAUUUAAUUUUGUUAUCAAUGGAUUCUAUUUGGAAUGCAAUAUAAGGGCAGCACGGAAUGUUUUAUGUGACAUUUUAGAGAAGGGCUUGGUUCCUAACAUGGUAACUUAUAGUACGCUAAUUGAUGGAUACUGCAAGGGAGGCAAUAUGCAAGAGGCAUUAAGUUUACUAGAUGAGCUUGUUGGAAAAGGCCUUGUUCCAAAUGUAAUUACCUACUCUUCUCUCAUUCAGGGUUUCUGUAAGGAAGGAAGACUAGAAGAUGCCUGCAUGUUAUUUGAAAAAAUGUUACUGAUGGGCUUGAAUCGUGAUCGGUUUACUUACACUACAUUGAUCAAUGGACACUGUAGAGAAGGAAACAUACAGAAGGCAUUUCAGUUACAUAAUGAAAUGAUACAGAAAGGCCUGUCACCAGAUGUAGUCAGUUACAGUGCACUCAUUCAUGGACUUCGCCAGCAAUCUAGGACAAAGGAAGCAAAUCGACUCUUGUUCAGAAUGAUGUAUGAUGAUCUGAUUCCUGAUGAAAUCACUUAUGAUACUUUGGUGGAAUACUGCGUGGAUGAGAAUUUGGAGAGCGAUGUGGCUCUUAUUAAAGGAUUAUGCAUGAAAGGCAAAAUGAUUGAAGCAGAAAAAGUAUUUGAAGCAAUGCUAGAGAAAAACUCAACUCCUAAUGAUGUUGCAUACAAUGUACUGAUCCAUGGACAUUGUAAAGAUGGAAAUAUUCAAAAGGCUUUUGGGAUGUACAAUGAAAUGGUGCAGCUAGGUUUAAUACCUAACAUUCUUACCAUUAAUGUUCUUAUUAAAAGCCUUUGCAAUGAGGGAAUGAUUAAGGAAUCAAGUCAGCUUUUGCGGGGAGUCAUAAAAGAGUGUUUGGCUCCUGAUGUUGUUUCACGAACAGUAAUGAUUGAGCAGAACUUUGAAGGAGGUAACAUGCAGGAAGUCAUAAAAUUUUUGACUGAAAUGGUUGAUGAUUGUCUUCUUCCAAAUGUAGUUAGACCCCUGCUAGAGUAG